Molecule: messenger RNA, 1165 nt
Organism: Impatiens glandulifera
Lineage: Eukaryota; Viridiplantae; Streptophyta; Magnoliopsida; Ericales; Balsaminaceae
Product: transcription factor MYBC1-like
Exons: 1
Coding region: 115-993 (292 amino acids)
Biological process (GO): regulation of DNA-templated transcription
Cellular component (GO): nucleus
Molecular function (GO): DNA-binding transcription factor activity; DNA binding
Source: RefSeq, a predicted model, not a curated record
AUGAAACCUCUCUCAAGAUCCACCUCGAAUAACAACAACCCUUCUCAAAUCCAAAUCCAAAUUCUCAAUCUUUAUCUGAAAAAACCCUGAAUUCUUUCAUCAAUCUUCAUCACCAUGAGAGAAUUAGAUGAUUCAAAUUGGUUCUCUAAAUGGGAAGAAGACCUCCCAUCACCAGAUGAACUCAUGCCCUUAUCUCAAACCCUAAUCACUCCUGGUCUAGCCAUGGCUUUCGAUAUCCGAACCCCAAAUCAAAAUCACUACAACCCACAUCAUCAUCAACAUCAACCUCCACUACCUGUUCAAACCGCAUCUUCUCUACCCAAUUCAUCUGAACUAGAUUCAACCGAUCUAGGUUCAGUUGCAGUCGGCGAUGAACCAGCUAGAACCCUGAAACGCCCACGUCUAGUUUGGACUCCACAACUCCACAAAAGAUUUGUAGAUGCAGUAGCUCAUCUGGGUAUUAAAAACGCUGUCCCCAAAACCAUAAUGCAGAUGAUGAGCGUAGACGGGUUGACUCGUGAAAACGUAGCGAGUCAUCUUCAGAAAUACCGUCUUUACUUGAAGAGGAUACAGGGUCUUUCCGCCGGAGGGGCCGGUGCUUGUUUAGAUCCAGCCACUGAUCGUUUAUUUGCUAGCUCUCCUGUACCAGCUCAUUUCCUUCAUACUAAUCGCCAGAAUUCUGAAACUUUCAUGCCCUUUGUACCUGUGGCUGCGAUUCAGCAACACCACAACCACCCACAGCAGCAAAUGGUGGCUGCGGCAGCGACCGGACGUCCUACCACACUGCAGCCAAUGUAUAGGCAAAUGGGUCAAUUUGGGUCGAGUCAAAAUGGGCAAUUUGAGCAUCAUUUUCUUAAUAGAGGUGGUGGUGGUGGUGGAGGGGUACAAAUGCAGCAUUCUUCUUCUUAUGUAGAAGAGAUGAUGGAAUCAGGUAGAACUGCAAAUGGGAGGAAAGUACUUACUCUAUUUCCAUCUGGAAAUAUUAUUGAAUGAAAUUUAGCUCAUUUUUGUUUUGAUCUUCUUUAAAUUGACUAUUUUAACUUCUUUCUUUAAGGUUAAUUAGUUUCUAUACUUCUUUUGUGAGGAUUCAUGUGAUGAUGCUAUAUCUAGAUCUUGCAUAUGUAAUAAGAUCCUUGUUAUUUAAAUAUUUGAGAUUGAACAUAGG